UUCUAGCGCUGCGCGACGGCGAGUUUCCGCUGUGACGCUCGUGUGUGCAACAUGUAUUUGUGUCCCCUCGGCUCCGUUGAAAGUCAUGGCAGGUCCUGAUCCGUUAAAAACUCUUCUGUACACUGUCAAUAAUCUGCUGCAGCAGGAGAAGUAUAAAGCGGCUUUGGCAGUGCUGAAAGGAUUCAGAAAUGGCGCCGUAUAUGGGGCCAAAAUCAGAGCACCACAUGCCUUGGUGAUGACAUUUCUAUUCAGAAGUGGCAGUCUGAAGGACAAGCUCAGAGCCAUUUUAAAGGCCACAUACACCCACUCUCGCAACCUGGCGUGCUUUGUGUUCACAUACAAAGGACUGCAAGCCGUACAGGAGAGGAUCCAGGGGAAGAGUUUGCAGUCUCACUCCUUUCUGGCCGCCUGUGUCGGAGGAUGGUUGGUGUUUGGAGAUAACAACAACAUCAAUAGUCAGAUCAACAUGUACCUGCUGUCCAGGAUCCUGUUUGCGCUGUCUCGGCUGGCUGUGGAGAAGGGAUUUAUCGCCCAGCCUAAACGCGACCCUUUCCCACUGUUCGCCACGCUGGUGUGGGGCAUUGUGUUGUGGCUGUUUGAGUAUUACCCACACACCCUCCAGCCCUCCCUGCAGUCCUCAAUGAACUACCUCUACCAUGACAGCAAUGUGUGGCAUGACAUCUCAGACUUCCUCGUCUACAAUAAGCCACGGACUGCUGCUCAGAAUUGAAGCUUUUGUCCCUAUGGACCAUGUCUGUACAAUACAAUGAGUAUUACGAUUAUUUUUUUAAUGUAUUCAUAUUGGGGCUGCACAGUGGCCCAGUGGCUAGCACUGCUGCCUCACAGCUAGAAGAUCGCCGGUUCGCGUCCCUUUUGGGACGCCUGGGAUCUUUCUGUGUGGA
This is a messenger RNA of Acanthopagrus latus (yellowfin seabream), 902 nucleotides long. It is a transcript of the gene pxmp4, whose product is annotated as peroxisomal membrane protein 4. Lineage: Eukaryota; Metazoa; Chordata; Actinopteri; Spariformes; Sparidae. Bases 86 to 730 code for a protein of 214 amino acids. The record is from RefSeq and is a predicted model, not a curated record. Gene Ontology annotation, cellular component: peroxisomal membrane. The transcript has 4 exons.